UACAAAAUGGUGAAAGACAAAUGGUAGAAUUUUUUUCCUUCACAUUGACCUAAACUACAAGUAUACAUGUGACGGUACGGCACGUUUUGCGUCAGACACCCUGUAUAUAUGCAGAAUUCCUAGGAAAAUCCCUGAAUAAUUUAUAUAAAAAGAACGAUAAUUAAUAUUUUACAAGUGAUAAUAAUAUCGCGAAAGAUGUGUAUGAUAUACUGAAAAAUUUAAAAAUGUGAGUAACAGAAGAAGAGAGUGCGAUACCGUUGAUUAACGCGCUCCAGCUUUACCGACUAUCUCGUCACAACAAUGGCCGCACCCGUAAAAACGUGCAUCUGCGGAGCUUGUGCGAAAGCUCGCGUAACGAUCCAGCAAGUGUUCAGUGUACUAGAUAUAUACGGAUGGUUGUUAGAUUCGUAUAUUGUGGAUUUCUUUCAAGAGCAAUUAUGGGAAAAACUACCGAACAGCUGGAGACUCAUCCUGCGAGAAGUAUCGCCGAGAGAGUUUGGGGAAUGGUUAAGUAGUGACAUCUUGUGGCGCGUGUGGCCGCUGUCGCUGCUCGCGCUCCGACAAGUUACGAGGAAUUUACAACUCGACAGAGAUCAUAGAAAUCGUGAGAAUACCUUGCGAUGCGGCCGAGCGAAGGAUGUUGAAUACAAUUUGGAUAACUUCGUCUCGGAAAGUAAAGAUAAAGUGUCGCGGGAUUUACACGACGACGCUUUGAAGAAACGCAACAAUCUCUUCCUGAAACACGUUAAGAUUAAGAAACGGCAUGAGAUACAAGAGAUAGCGAGGAUAUGCGCGAAUUGUGCGCGCGAGUCGGAUGCAAAAUGCAUCGUGGACGUUGGAGCGGGCAUGGGUCAUUUAGCCCGAUCAUUAGCAUUCAAAUAUGAUCUGUGCGUGACGUGCAUCGAACAAAACGCGGCACUGUCGCAGCAGGCCAAAAAAUGGGAUCAGGAAUUAUUAGUAUCUAUAACGAAACAUUUACCCGACUUGCUGGUUAAACUUCCGCAACACGUAUCGGUUAAGUUGGAAAGUACAGACUUUGAGCAGGCUGAGACAGUCGAGAGCAUACAGCGGAUGUUCGCGGAGAAUUUUCACUUGAAUAAAACGAGGACUGAAUUCGGCAUUGUCGGCUUACAUCCGUGCGGAGAUCUCGCAGCCACGUUGCUGAGACUUUACACCUACCGACGUGAGGCGAGAUUUAUUUGCAUUGUGGGAUGCUGCUACAUGAAGCUGACAUUAGAAGAUACGACGGACGUCACAAGUGGGUAUCCGCUCAGUAAAUACCUGUCGUCAUUCGUAAAUCACAAGUUGUCCUACGCGGCCUUAGAAGUUGCGUGCCACUCUAUCGAGAGUUACUGUGACAAAUUGAAGGCUGGAAAUUACGACGAUUUAAUAGUGCACGCCUACAGAGCUGCUCUAGAAACUAUUUUAAUAAGACGAAGCAGGCAACUGCGUCACACUCAAGUGAGGAACGUCAAAGUGGUGAAACCUACAACGUUUCAACAGUAUUGCGCGGCCGCAACUGCGGAUCUUGAGUUACAUUUGCGACCCGACGACUCGGACUUUCAGAAUCUGCAGGUGAAACGUUUCCUGGACCAGUGGCGGCAAAUCGUGAUAUUCGGGGCGUUACGUACGAUGCUGGCGCCACUGGUGGAGACCGCGGUGCUGCUGGACAGAUUCCUAUUUCUCUCGGAAAAUAAUUUACCUCCCAUACUGAAGCCCAUCUUUGACGCCAGAUUGUCUCCUAGAAAUUUUUUGUUGUUCUCGAUCAAAAAGAGCGAACAGUUAUUCUCUUAAUCGUACCUUUGUAUACCUUCGUAUUUUUUACUACAAUAAAAAUAUUCUGAA
Molecule: messenger RNA, 1845 nt
Organism: Dinoponera quadriceps
Lineage: Eukaryota; Metazoa; Arthropoda; Insecta; Hymenoptera; Formicidae
Product: protein RRNAD1-like
Exons: 8
Coding region: 301-1794 (497 amino acids)
Source: RefSeq, a predicted model, not a curated record